CAAAAUAAUAUUCAGAAGUGAUUUAGGCAAAUGCCUCUCUGACUUCCUUCCCUCCCGGAUUCCUGGAGGAGAGGUACAGCACAGACAGACUUGAAAAUUCUGUCAUCAAAGCUUACCUCCAUAAAGUGUAAUUCUACUCUAACUGUGGAGUUGAUUUUCUGCUCUAGUCUAUUGAGUGUAGUUAAUGUCGCCUCUAUCUUUACAGGUAAGAUUGUCAACAUAAGUUAUAUUUAGGUACUGAUUGUAAACAGUAAAUGCAAAAGCUGUUUCCACACUUGUAAAAGGAAAGGUUGCCAAAGGCAACACAAGAGAUCCAUGAGCAAAUUACAUUAGAAGUCUCAAAGCUGUUUAUUUGUGUUACAUCAGAAUCCCCACUACCUUUCAUUGGAUUAGAACUGCACUAUUGAAGGUGGUUUUUUUAACACACAAGGCAGCAUGUGCUGCUUUCUUGCUCAAUUUGAAAACUCUGCUCUAAAUCAUACUAUUAUCAGUUGCACCUUCUGGAGAAAGGGAUAAGGAGGAUAGAAAUACUCCCCAAACCUUUAAGAAGUCCCUGACUGUAUUAACAUGUUUUUUUGAAGUGUGAUUAUCUGAAAAAGAAAAGGGAUUACAGUACCUGCUAGAAAAAGAAAUAUCAUACAGCAAUGAAAUGUAUGAAAUCAUAUAAGAAACCACUAUACUAUCUUCUUUCUGGCUGGUAGUUGAAAGUAACUACUCCCUUGUAAAGUCAACUGAUACUCUUAUCAGUACAGCCACUUGGAUAGAAUGACCCUAUUGAAAAAUAGUUCAGAACUGAAAGAUCAAGAUAACAUAUUUUGUUGUUUAAACCCUUAGCUGGUAUCGGUGGGAGAGUUUACAUAACAACGUAUAUUAUAUUUGCAACUUUCUUUUGGGGAGCUUCAUCCUUAUUUUUUCCAGCUGAUUAAUUCUGCUGAAAGGUGAGAAUUUCCAAUAGUCUCUGCUCCGACACUCUCACUUUAGAAACGGUAUUGAUGGACUCCUCAAAAGACUUUGGAUCUCAAACACUUGGCAAAUCGAUCCUAUUAAAAAAAAUGAAAACAGUGCAGCCAGUUCCCAGCCUACUAAUUUCACUUUCCCACUCCAGCCAUGGGCAAAGUGGGGAAUGUGUGUGUGUGUGUGUGGGGGGGGACCUUCCCAGGUCUUCAAUUCUGCAAACUAUAAAAGGCUUUUGCUGCAGACUCAAGGGCAAUAGUUAAGCUCGUUGGGGGCUCACAGAAAAAGAAAGCCACAAAAGGGAGGCGGAAGAGGGGGUACUUGAGUGGCGAUGGGGAGCAAUUCAGAUGCCAGGAGGCUCGGGGGUCUAAGGAGAGCACCCAAUGGACGGGGCAGCAAAGAUCGAGCCAAACAACUUCCCACGCUCGGCGGGACUGAGCGCUUCCUUCCUGCAACUCACAAAGGGUGAUAAGCGACGGGAGGAAGGGGGCAAAGACAGAUUGGAGCUGAGGGAGGAGGAAGUAGAAGGUGACCGCGCCUAGGCCGGGCUUCUCUCCUGCGCCAGGGCCUCCCGGAGCCGAGACGAAUUGAGGCGGGAACCGGUCGCUGCAGGAGGCGACAUGAACUCGUGGCCUGUUGGGGCCAGGCAGGGCCGUCCGCGUCCCGACUCCCUGCUGCUGGUCUUGUGGGCGCUGCUGCUUCUGACCCGCUAUUCGGCGGAAGAGAAGAAACGGGAAAACACCAGAGAUGUAAUUUUUGAUGUUUGUGCUACUUGCCAUGCAAAUGCCACAUGUGUACAAAAAGAUGGCAAAGAUAUCUGUGAGUGCAACUAUGGAUUUAUUGGAAAUGGGAGAACAAUCUGUCAUGAUAAAAAUGAAUGUCUUUCUGGCAUUUGUGGAGAGCACGCUGUAUGUCAUAAUACACACGGAAGCUAUUACUGUGUUUGCCAUGUAGGCUUCCAGGCCUCCAAUAAACAUGGAACAUUUAUUCCCAAUGAUGGCACAACAUGUAUAGUUGUGGAUUGUGGACCUCCACCUUAUAUUCCAAAUGCUCUGUCAGCUCCUGUGGAUAGAACCACUUAUGGAAACCAAGCCCUUUAUACCUGUCAGCCGAAUUAUGUCCUUGAAAGUGGGAACUCAACUGCGGUUUGCAAUGCCAAAGGAAAAUGGGAAGGUGCAGAUAUGGUGUGUAAAGAAAUAGACUGUGGAAAACCACCGAGGCUGCCAAAUGCAGACAUUAUCUGGGAUAAUAGCACAACUUUAGGGAGCACCAUAUACUAUAAAUGCAAAGAUGGAUUUCAGUCUUUUGGAGAACAUAAUUUUUCAGAAUGUAAAAUAUCUCACAAAUGGGAAAACAUUACUUUUGAAUGCAAAGAAAUCACCUGUGGCCAACCUCCUGUAUUGUCUUUCUCAAACAUGAUAUGGGAUGGGUCUACUCAUCCAGGAAGCACCGUAAAAUACAACUGCGUGAAAGGUUUCUAUUCCACAGGGACAAAAAGUCAUUCUGUUUGCACCAGAAAUGGAUCUUGGGAAAUGUUGGAUUUAAGCUGUAAAAAAGUGCAAGACUUUGUUAAUGUUACAUGGAAAGAUCCUUGUGUGUCAUGGAAGAGACAUUACGGAAGUGCUGGAGUAAAUGAAACCUAUCAAGUUACUGUGUUGAUGCUAGGAAAUGAAUCAAAGGAAAUGACAGAUAUGUUGAUCAAACCUCCUGCCACUGAGCUGGCUGUAAAUGUGUGUUUGCAAUUACAGCAACACACAAAUUACACUGUGGAAAUUAUUGCAGACUCCAUUAAUUUGCUUUUACGGUUGAGAAUAGCACAUCCAGUAAUUCAUCCAGUGGCUGAAAAGACAGUAUUCAACAACAUUUCCAUAUUUAAUGACACCUGUAUUAAAUGGCAGAGAGUCCCAAGAAGAACACAGACUGAGGAAACCUACCUAAUUCACCUAGUGGGUCUACGCUGGUAUCAGGAGGAAUUCAGUCAUAAAAUGAUUCUUAACUUUACCACAAAUUCAUGGAAUCCAGAAUUGUGCCUCAAUUUAUCUUCAGGCAGCAAUUACACUGUAAAUAUCUCCACUGCUGACCUAAAUCAUAAUGUCCCCCUCCAUUUGAGCAUCCCAUUAGCAGAUCCACCAUUGCCACAAGUAGAAUUCAGAUCAGCACAAGGCUUUAUACCAUUAUUGAGCUUUCUGAAAGCUGAAGGAAGAAAUGGUCCAAUCAGUUCAUACCAAGUGAUUGUCAUUCCUGGGAUUCCACUCUGCAACUUUAAUUGCAACUCCUUGACCAACCUCUCCUACUUCAGCAAAGGUUCAGAAUCUGAUAGCUAUGUGACAGCUGAAUUCUUGGCCAAGAGCAUUCCUGAGAACAGGUUAAGCUUUGUUCCUGGAGACCGACUAUAUUAUGGAGGAUUUUAUAACGCUCCCUUGAAACCAAGUAAAGCAUACUGUAUUGUACUUAAGACUGUCAGCAAGUGGAACAGGAUGAGAACACAGUCCUGUGUAAUAUGGGCCCAUAUUAGAGAUAUAUCAUUCCCAAUACAGCAUUUGGAUAUUGUUAUUUUAAGCUCAGUUGCUGCUAUCAGUACCAUCUUUUUAUUAUUACUCUGCCUAGCAUGCAGCACAUUCAACUCCAGCUGAACCACUAAGGAAAUGUUUUUGAUAGACUGGAUAUUUAUCAACUGCUAUCAAUACUGCCCAGGAAAGCAAUGCAUUCUGCAAACGAAUUCUGCAAAUGCUUUUAUCUAAUGGGUACAACUCCUGAUCAUUUGGAAGAGAAUAAAAACAAGCCACAGAAAUAUGGACAAUCCUUCAGUACUCAAGAGGAGGAAAUCCAUAUGCAAAAUACUAUCUCCCGCCUUCCCGUUUAGAAAAUGGAUUUUGAUAUCUUGUUUUCUUCAUGUAGUUUUCAGUCUUGAAGCUUGUUAUAUUUGUUUACACACAUACCCAUUUUACAUCCAUAGCAAACUUGUGUACGUUCUGUUUCAGUUCAUGUUAAGACACUGAAUUUAUUUUUGGAUGGGGAGUUACUGAAUAUUUUUAAAUAAGAACCUUUAGUAACUCUUCUUUCAAAAAUAAAAUAGAACAUUUAUAUUAGAGGCCCAAGUUAAAACCAGAAAUACACAUUUCCGAAAAUCAUGUAAAGUUGAAUUUGUUUUCUUUUGAAAUCAAGAGGACUUUUCCCUUUAUUUCAGUAGAAUCUAUCCUUACUUUUGUAAUUUGGAUCCACUCAGUAGGUGUUCAUUUCUACUGAAUUGUUUAAUGGGACCAAGCUAAAAAGUUAGAGGAUUUUUUUUUUACCAUUUCUCAUGAUUUUCGGAAAAUUUUACUACUUUCAUAAUUUGCAACUUCUCACAUUACACUUAAAAUUAUGAUGGAAUGUUUUUCAAAGGGUUUUUUAGAUUAGAUGUUUUGUAGCUUUGUGCUGCAAAUAGCUCACCCCUGGUGUUCAAUGAUCUGUCAAAAAAAUAAUAAUUGCAUUUUCUUUUCAAAAGUAAAAUUAUUUCAAAACAAAAAAACCCAAAAGAAUUUUACAAGCAAAAUGCAAGAGAAAAGACAAGCCUCUUCCAUGGAAGAAAACGUUGGGCAAAUUGGAAGCUAUAUUUCAACCCACUCUCAAAUCCAGGGAAUUUCUAAUUGAGAUGCAUUUGUCAUUAGAAUUUUUUUUUAAAUGUAGUUUUUGAUGUACGAUUUUAAGAAAUAACUGAUAGAAAGCAGUUAAGCAGAAAUGUUUACAGAACUUUGAUGAUCACUUAAUUAUUAAAGAAAAGCAUUUAUUUUUCA
Crotalus tigris (Tiger rattlesnake) is the source of this 4730-nucleotide messenger RNA. It is a transcript of the gene SUSD1, whose product is annotated as sushi domain containing 1. The coding region runs from base 1575 to 3587 and encodes 670 amino acids. The transcript is spliced from 15 exons. NCBI's taxonomy places the organism in Eukaryota, Metazoa, Chordata, Lepidosauria, Squamata, Viperidae. The record is from RefSeq and is a predicted model, not a curated record. Gene Ontology annotation, molecular function: calcium ion binding.